Ruditapes philippinarum (Manila clam) is the source of this 2214-nucleotide messenger RNA. Its product is annotated as fibrillin-2-like. Gene Ontology annotation, molecular function: calcium ion binding; protein binding. The transcript has 9 exons. The coding region runs from base 1 to 1281 and encodes 426 amino acids. NCBI's taxonomy places the organism in Eukaryota, Metazoa, Mollusca, Bivalvia, Venerida, Veneridae. The record is from RefSeq and is a predicted model, not a curated record.
AUGAUAUUUUUAUCAACGUCUUUGUCUUUUAUAGCAAUUAUCACAUCAGUAGAAUGCAGUUAUUAUAACGAUGCCUGUAGUGUUGAUGAUAAUAGUGAAUGUGAUACGAAUACCGCUAAAUGUGUUUGCAAAACUGGAUUUUCAGUUACUGGAAUUAAUUGUGAACCAAUUAUCACAUCGGUAGAUUGCAGUUAUGAUAACAAUGCCUGUAGUGUUGAUGGUAAUAGUGAAUGUGAUACGAAUACCGCUAAAUGUGUUUGCAAAACUGGAUUUUCAGUUACUGGAAUUAAAUGUGAACAUAUAGAUGAAUGCACUGCAAAUAUUGACAACUGUGACGAUACCAAUGGCGGCUGCACAAACACUGCAGGAUCAUUUACUUGCUCGUGUAACGCUGGAUUUAACAUUGAGGCUGAUGGUGUUACAUGCACAGAUAUAGAUGAAUGUACUGCAAAUACCGACAACUGUGACGAUACAAAUGGCGGAUGCACGAACAUUGCAGGAUCAUUUACUUGUUCGUGCAACGCUGGAUAUGAACUUAAGACUGAUGGUUUUACAUGCACAGAUAUAGACGAGUGUGGUACAUAUACAAACGUCUGUGGCCUUUCUGAUGGACUUUGUACCAAUACUGAUGGAUCGUUUACCUGUUCAUGUAACACUGGAUAUAUACUUUAUAAUAAUUCAUGUACAGAGCCACCAAGUACACCGAGAGGUUUUACAAUAGAUUAUAUUCAGUAUAAUAAAGCCCGUUUAUCGUGGUUACCUGGCAACAAUAGAGGGUUGACACAAACGUUUGUUAUACAGUUAGGAACUGGUGAAAGGUCCUGGGAAGAUACAGAAGUGCAAGAUAAAGUCGAACAAAAUGAUCAACCAAUUUCUAAAAUUCUGACAGGGCUUAGGGAUUCUACAACAUACUUUGUACGAAUGUACGCAUAUAACGACGUUGGAAAUAGUCCGCUUUCGGAAAUUCUCAUUUUUACUACGUCACCUAUCAAAGUUGAAACAGAAACUAAAACUACAACUACAUUAAUCGUGGGCAUUGUCUUAAGUGUAAUGGUAGUUGUAGUUAUAUCGUAUGCGAUUUAUGUUACAAUCCAACUGAAAAGAAUGCGAGACUCUGUCCAGAAGGAUGGUCGCGCACAGAAAAAAGACAGUCAAGUGAGUGUACAUAUCGAAGACUCUACAAAUAUUCCUGACAGUGGAGGGUAUGAAAAUCCAUAUACUGACCUCAGGACAGAAAUGAGGGAUUCAAGGUCUCCAUACGAAGCCAUAUCAACUAUGUAAAGGAAUCAUCGACAGAAAUGUUUCACUUAGAUAUAAAAUUUUAGCUCGUAUAUUCAAGUCGAGCACAAUAUAUUUUGUACAUAAAGAGAAAAAUGUAGCAAUAUAUUCAGCUAAAUCUAUCCUUUUUGUGUAAACAUUUUGAAUGAUAAGCAAGGUUAUAAUGAAUUUAGUGGGAAAGUGUUUUAUUACAACUGUUUUGUUUUAUUUUCUAAAAUUUUAGAUAUAUACUAUGCUCCUCUUUGGGUAAAAUGCUUUUAUUGCCGAAAUUUAAAGUGAGAGUAAACAAUCUGAAAAGGGAUAAUCCCUCAGAUGCAUUGACAACAACAAUAAAACACAACAACUUUUGGCCUAUUUGAAAGAACUGUUCAUUAGAGAUAAUGUAAAAGGUGCAACAUUCAUCACGCCCUAUAGUACCGGCUUAAGCGUUUUUCAAUCUUUACAAUUACAUGAGAGAAUUUAUGACCUCGAAGGACAAGAAAAAUACAACAGCAAGAACUUAGAUAAGGUUAGUUGUAUGAAAGUACAUGUGUGGUAUUAUUGUGAAGCUUACGGAAGCGCCUUCCUUUUUGGAAUGCUGUGGGUUUUUGGAGAUGAUUCAUCAUUUUGGGGGGGGGGGGGGCAGUGAUUGUUAAAAAGAAACGUCAUUGACAUAUCAUGCUUUAAUAGCCCGUAAAUAAUUAUUAAUAAUGUUAUUUUAUCAUACGAAUAUCAUACGAAUUUUUUUAUUAAUAUUUACAAGAUAUGAUAUCAGAAAAAACAAUUGUUAUUUGUUUAAAAUGAUUUCUCCGCAAAGAUUAAAGCUUGUUAACAUGUAAUAAUUGGAUUGGCAUCAUAUUGGCAAUCAAUUUAAAUUACACACGACUGCAUAUUGCCUAUUGCAAAAAUAAUUGGCAUCACAUUGUAUAAACAGUUUGUUUUCAUAUAGGUUUAUCA